AUGUCGUUCUCAAGAGAUUCACCUGUGCUUCCCAAGUUGCAAUUCGCGGAUUACUAUGAAGACGGAGACUUCAGGAAAGGAAUUUCCGAGUCUGAUUCUCGCUCCCAGACAGUCAUCUACCGUGUGCCCGACAAAAAGUGGUGGAUAAAAAUCACAGUAGAAGGUGCAAUCCCAUGCUCUUCCUGCGAUAUCAGACCACAGCAUGUUAAGUCAUUCCGCGAAAGAUGUAACAAACUGCAAGACUUCAUCAAGACAAUCGACUUUCAAUCGCUGGCCCUUCUGGAUGAUACUGUGACUGAAAUUAUUUUGAAUGAAGACACGAGAAACGUUGACUUUGCCAAACUGUGUCUCGACCCUAAAGUUUCCAACCCGCCCCCAUCUCUCAUCGGAAAUAUGCGAUACCUUAUUCGCGAGGAUCCUAUGAGAGUGAGAUACCCGCCAGCUACUCAAUUCCCGUCACUCCGACCCAUAAGGAGCGCAGAUUUGAUAAAAGAGGUUCGGAUGACCCCUGGGGUGUUUCGUGUUCGCCACAAAUUUGAGAACAAGCAAUAUGUUCUCAAGGAGGUCAAGGUUCCUGGUUACAUCCCGCAAGAUACCAACAUCAUACUACAAGAGCUGGCAAACCUCGAACAAUUCAAGGGAACGAGAGGUAUAGCUCAGCCUGCUGGCAUUUCAGUGUUUACCAGUCCAUACGCCACCUGCUCGGAAAUCAGGCAGCCGAUGGUCAUCAAUGGUAUUUUGGUGGAAUUCUACCGCGGUGGAACCUUGGCACAUGUCCUGAGAGAACGGUCUUUUGCCCAUUUACCCUGGCAGAACUGGGCUCUCCAAAUCGGCAUUUCGCUGGAUAAUUUUCACCGCGCGGGAAAAACCCACAUGGACCUGAAGACAGCCAAUAUCGUUCUAGGCGAAUGUGGCAAUGCCAUUAUCAUUGAUAUCAGCGGCAUAGGUGGAACAACCCAUGGGUGGCAAGCUCCAGAGACGGCGUAUGAACUAUCACCCUUGGGUCUCCCAUUUGAGGCCCGCCGAUUGAAUGAUUUUUGGGCCUUCGGAAAGGUUGUGCAAGCGAUCGCAUCAAGCAUUGAGGAUUGCCCGUUUAAGAGAACCCUGGAUAGGGUUUCUGGUCAUUUGAUGGAUGAUGUUGCUACUCGGUGGAGUUUGUCUGAAGCACUUCCUCAGUUGAGCAUUUCUGAUUGA
Molecule: messenger RNA, 1194 nt
Organism: Penicillium verhagenii
Lineage: Eukaryota; Fungi; Ascomycota; Eurotiomycetes; Eurotiales; Aspergillaceae
Exons: 1
Coding region: 1-1194 (397 amino acids)
Biological process (GO): protein phosphorylation
Molecular function (GO): protein kinase activity; ATP binding
Source: RefSeq, a predicted model, not a curated record